Paramecium primaurelia is the source of this 5354-nucleotide messenger RNA. NCBI's taxonomy places the organism in Eukaryota, Ciliophora, Oligohymenophorea, Peniculida, Parameciidae. The record is from the annotation of a GenBank genome assembly.
AUGAGUUAAGGUGGAAGUGGAUCUUUCUUUAUCAAUGAAUUAACCAUGAUAUAAUGUAUUGUCAAUAAUUCUUUGGCAGUAAAUGGGGGAGCAUUUUACAUUAACACAAAAUCAACAGGUAAAAUUAUGAUAAGUAAUUCCUCAUUUGAAAAUACGUUAACAACUUUAAAUAGUAAUUAAUUCUCAUCUGGAGGGGUCUUAUAUAUAGAUGCUUCUAAAAGUCGUUUAAAUCUCAUAAUAUCUGAGACAAGAAUAAAUAGAGCUUAUUCUCGAACUUAAGGAGGAGCUAUCUAUAUAGAAGCAUCAAUAAUUCAAAAUGAAAUCAUAUUCUUUAAUGUCUCUAUUGAAAAUUCAUUUUCUUUUAAGAGCUCUAUAUUAUUCUUUUCACCAAGUAAAUUACAAUCUCUAAUAUCAAAUAUUCACAUAGAAUAAUCUAAAUUUAAAAGUACUGAAAAUGAAUUCAAUAUGUAUUUGUCAUAAAUUGAAGAUUUAUCUAUUUAGGAUAUUUUACCAUAUUAAAAAGAAAACCCUGCAAUAUACAUUUAAUAUAGUAAUUUUACAAUAUUAAAUACUUCCUUUCACUAAAUUCAUCUAAUAAAUAUAAUAUAAAUAUUUAAUGGAAUUAAUGUUAAUAUUCUUAAUUUAGAGAUUAUCAAUUCUACUAUUUUUGCUUCAUAAAUUAUUAGAGUUACAUUAAGAUAAGGUAUAUAACAUAUAAAUAUAUCUAGAUGUCAAAGCUAAACUAGUUAUUAAUAAUUUGAUUAUUAAAUCACUCACAAUUUAUCAAUUUAAAGAAUAUGAAUGUAAUUAGGAAACAUAAAUUAUAAAUAAUCAAUUAUUGUGUCCUACAGAUUUUCAAAAAAUUCUAUAUCAUCCAUCUGUCUAGACUAAAUUAAGAAAUAAUACAAAUUAAUUAAAUUGUAACUUAAAUUUAAUUAAAAAAUAUUUUGCUAAAAACUUUAGUCUUAUUGAACUUAAUAAUUUUUAAGAACUGCAUUAGGUUUAAUUAGAGAAUAUCGAAUUUAAUUAAUGUCAUUGCAGCGAUUGUUACUUUGGUUUGAUAUCAAUAUAGGAAUUCGAUUUUUCAUCUUUAAAAUUAUAAAUUAAUAAAAUGAAAUUAUUAAAUAAUACCUGUGGUAGUUUAGGUUGUUUAUCAAUAUUUUAAUCCCAAUUAAAUAACAAUGAGGAUGAGAAUUAAAGAUUAUUAUAAGUCUAAGACCUAGAGGAAAUUGAAUUUAAUCCUAAGUAUAAUAUUUAGAUGAAAAUUGAGGAUAGUUAAUUUUUAUAUAAUAAAGCUUUGUAUGGUGGAGCUUGCUAUAUUUCAAGUGUGAAUAUCUUAUUUGAUAAUUGUUAACUAUUAUAUAAUGAGGCUCAAUAUAAAGGAGGUGGAAUAUUUUAUAAUUCUAAUUAAACUCAAAUUACUGUCAUUAAUAGUUUAAUUAUUAAUAAUACUGCCAAAAUUGCAGGAGGUGUCUAUAUGAGCAAUGAUCAAAUGAUAUAACCAAAAGUUAUGAAUUUAUUUAUGAAAAAUAACAUAGCUCAUUAUUAUGGAAAUAACAUUGUGGAAUAUCCUAAAUAAUUAAAACUCAAAUUCAAUUAAGAAAUACUUUUAGAUAACAAAUUAACCUUUAAGAAUAUUUCAUCAAUUAUUGAAGAAGCACAAAUUCAAUCAUACUCUAUUCUUGGAUAAGAAAAGAAAACUAAAACACUUUUAUUACCAUCUGGUAUUAGAAUUUCUAAAUAUAAAUAUUUUGAUUAUACUACUUAAUCCUACUAACACUAUAAUUUAUCUUUUAGAAUACUUGCUAUUAAUUCUUUUGGAGAAUAAAUUACUAAUCUAAGUAAUUCAUUUUGUUCAAUUUAUGCUUAAGAGAUUAAAAAUACUGAAGAAAUUGUCUAUUCUAAAUUAUAAAUAGAUCCUAUAAUUUCUUAAUAAUAUUUAUCAAUUAAUUAAAUUGAGUUUAAUUUAACAAGUGGUGAUUAUAAUUUGGAUGAUUUGAUUAUUUAUUUUAAUCCUCAAACUGAUGAUUAAAUCUCUCUUUUAUUAGUAUUUGCAUGUGAUUAAAUAUAAGUACUUUAAUUUAAUGAAGUAUUUCCUUAUGAAAAAACAAAUGUUAUCACUGAUUAUUAUUUAUUAGUAAAAUUAAGAACAUUUAAAUGUUAAUUAGGAGAAUAUUUAAAUUCUACAUCAGGAGGGUGUAUAGAAUGUGAUAUAACAUAAAAUUAGUUUUCAGUUACAAUAGAUGCUUUAAAAUGUGAAUUUAGAGAUGAAGUAAAAAUGAAAAGUUUACAGCCAGCAAUGAUUGAAUUAAGAGAAGGAUUUUGGAGAGCAUAUUAUUAUAGCAAUUUGAUAGAAGAAUGUUAUCAUUAGAAACUAAAUUGUGAAGGAGGGUGGAAAACAGGAGAUUAAUCUUGUUCUCUUGGUCAUAUAGGUGCUUUAUGUGAAUAAUGUGAUCUUUAUAAUACUUAAGGAUUUGGAUCUUUUUCUUAGGCUUAAUAAUACAGUUGCUCAAGUUGUGAAGAUAUGGCUGGUAAUAUUGCAAAUAUUUGUUUUGUACUUAUAUGGACUCUAUUGUCAGUAUUUUUAUCUGUAAAUAGUACAAUUAAAUUAAUUGAAGAGUUUACAUUUUAUACUAAAGUAAAAACUAUUGUGAAGCAUAUUAUUUUCUAAUCUUCUUAAACCUCAGUAUUACUUAAAGUGUUUACAAAUUACUUAUAAAUUAUUAGUUCAAUAUCUACUUUCCAAUUAGCAAUUCCUGCAGGAAUAUUACUAACAUUUACAUCAGUAGGAAAUCCAAUAGAAUCUAUGUCGUUUUCAUUGGAUUGCUAUUUAGUUUAAAUGACUACAAUUCCAAUCUUAUAUUUUAGGAUUUUGUGGGGAUAUGUUAUGGUAGGCUUAUAUAUUUUUAUUUUUAUUGGAAUGCAUCUAAUUUUGUUAAUUUUUGAUAAGAAAAAAAAGAUGAGCAUUACUUUCAUAACUACAACUUUUAUUUACAUAUAUAUCUAUUUAUCUCCAAAUAUUAUAAGUGGUUUAGUUGCUUUAUUAUCAUACAGAAAUAUUUCUAAUGUAUAAUGGAUCACUGGGAAUGUUGCAUAUGAUUAUAAUACUGAACAACAUUAUAAAUGGUUAUCAUUUUUUAUUAUACCAUCAUUUGUAAUAAUUAGUAUAUUAUUACCAAUGUUUUUUUGGUUUGUAGUAUAUUAUAAUAGAGCAAAUUUAAACACCAGCAAAGUUAGAAAAAUUUGGGGAUAUUUAUAUAAUGAAUAUAAAGUAGACAUCUAUUAUUGGGAAACUAUAAAAAUCUUAUAGAAAGAAUUUAUAAUAUAUGUUUUAAUUUAUUAUGAGGAUUAUGUUGCUGUUAAGUCAUCUCUAAUAUUUUUUGUACUUUUAGUUUAUGGUUAUUUGACUAAUCAUUAUAAACCUUAUGAAGCUGGAGAUUUGAACUAAAUUGACAGUUUAUAAACAGCAAUUUGUAAAGUUNUAAAAUUAAGAACAUUUAAAUGUUAAUUAGGAGAAUAUUUAAAUUCUACAUCAGGAGGGUGUAUAGAAUGUGAUAUAACAUAAAAUUAGUUUUCAGUUACAAUAGAUGCUUUAAAAUGUGAAUUUAGAGAUGAAGUAAAAAUGAAAAGUUUACAGCCAGCAAUGAUUGAAUUAAGAGAAGGAUUUUGGAGAGCAUAUUAUUAUAGCAAUUUGAUAGAAGAAUGUUAUCAUUAGAAACUAAAUUGUGAAGGAGGGUGGAAAACAGGAGAUUAAUCUUGUUCUCUUGGUCAUAUAGGUGCUUUAUGUGAAUAAUGUGAUCUUUAUAAUACUUAAGGAUUUGGAUCUUUUUCUUAGGCUUAAUAAUACAGUUGCUCAAGUUGUGAAGAUAUGGCUGGUAAUAUUGCAAAUAUUUGUUUUGUACUUAUAUGGACUCUAUUGUCAGUAUUUUUAUCUGUAAAUAGUACAAUUAAAUUAAUUGAAGAGUUUACAUUUUAUACUAAAGUAAAAACUAUUGUGAAGCAUAUUAUUUUCUAAUCUUCUUAAACCUCAGUAUUACUUAAAGUGUUUACAAAUUACUUAUAAAUUAUUAGUUCAAUAUCUACUUUCCAAUUAGCAAUUCCUGCAGGAAUAUUACUAACAUUUACAUCAGUAGGAAAUCCAAUAGAAUCUAUGUCGUUUUCAUUGGAUUGCUAUUUAGUUUAAAUGACUACAAUUCCAAUCUUAUAUUUUAGGAUUUUGUGGGGAUAUGUUAUGGUAGGCUUAUAUAUUUUUAUUUUUAUUGGAAUGCAUCUAAUUUUGUUAAUUUUUGAUAAGAAAAAAAAGAUGAGCAUUACUUUCAUAACUACAACUUUUAUUUACAUAUAUAUCUAUUUAUCUCCAAAUAUUAUAAGUGGUUUAGUUGCUUUAUUAUCAUACAGAAAUAUUUCUAAUGUAUAAUGGAUCACUGGGAAUGUUGCAUAUGAUUAUAAUACUGAACAACAUUAUAAAUGGUUAUCAUUUUUUAUUAUACCAUCAUUUGUAAUAAUUAGUAUAUUAUUACCAAUGUUUUUUUGGUUUGUAGUAUAUUAUAAUAGAGCAAAUUUAAACACCAGCAAAGUUAGAAAAAUUUGGGGAUAUUUAUAUAAUGAAUAUAAAGUAGACAUCUAUUAUUGGGAAACUAUAAAAAUCUUAUAGAAAGAAUUUAUAAUAUAUGUUUUAAUUUAUUAUGAGGAUUAUGUUGCUGUUAAGUCAUCUCUAAUAUUUUUUGUACUUUUAGUUUAUGGUUAUUUGACUAAUCAUUAUAAACCUUAUGAAGCUGGAGAUUUGAACUAAAUUGACAGUUUAUAAACAGCAAUUUGUAAAGUUUCAAUAAUUUUAUCAUAAACUAUUUACACUUCUUAGAGUUUGAAUAUCUAAGAAAUAGUGAUACCAUCUUAUUUUUUAUUGGCAUUACUUAAUCUAUUCUUUAUAGUAAGAGUUAUCUCUAAAAUCUUAUUUGCUUACUUUGAUCGAUUGUCUUGGCAUGUAGAUAAAGUAAAAUAAUAUAUCUCAUUAAAAUUUCCUUAUAUUGUAAAAAAUAAUAAAUAUUGUUUACGAUUAUUUAGAAAUUCAUAAGAAAGGAAAUAAUUGAUACGCAAACGAUUUUAAUUGAUAAAAAUCUAUUUAAUUUAGCAUGCUAGAUUUAUACUUAAUUAUAAAUAGUAACUAUAUUAAUUAUAAUAGACUUAACAAUCUAAAUAAUGGAGAUAUCAAGAUAUAAUCAGAGUUUGAUAACAAUCCAAGUGAACAAUACCAAUCAACUAGAAAUAAUAGUAAACUAAUGAGGACUAAGAGCAAUUUGCUUACUGCAAGACUUUCAAGAUUUCAUUUACCAUUAAAGAGCCAAGAUAAUUGA